Molecule: messenger RNA, 987 nt
Organism: Ruditapes philippinarum (Manila clam)
Lineage: Eukaryota; Metazoa; Mollusca; Bivalvia; Venerida; Veneridae
Exons: 1
Coding region: 1-987 (328 amino acids)
Biological process (GO): double-strand break repair via homologous recombination
Cellular component (GO): chromosome; cytoplasm; nucleus
Molecular function (GO): four-way junction helicase activity; ATP binding; nucleic acid binding
Source: RefSeq, a predicted model, not a curated record
AUGGAUAACAGUCCUAUUAUAAGGUACCACCUUAAUUCUGUAUUUAACCAAUCUUCUUUUUGUUCAGUUCUAUUUGUGUUAUAUCUACUAAACAUUCUUCAAUUUCAGGUCAUCCACAAUGCAAUUGAAAAGUACAAUUGCACAUAUAGCCAACAAAUUAAACAAUUAAAGCCUCUGCAGUAUAAGGCUAUUCAGUCAAUUCUCACUGGAAGAGAUGUUCUUUGUUGCUUACCUACAGGCUAUGGGAAAUCCCUAUUGUAUGAAAUAUUACCUUGUCUGUUUGUGGAUUCAUUUAUAGUAGUGAUAGAGCCACUAUCAAUUAUAAUCAAGCAGCAAGAAGAAAAACUUGGUAGAAGUGCAGCAUCCCUGAAGAAGGGCAAAUACAAUGAAAAUGGUGUUCAAUUUCUUUUCUGCCACCCAGAAGACAUUGUGGACAAUAAAGCAUUUAUUGAUGUAGCAUGCAGUGAGAAUUUCCAGAAGAAAAAGUUGUUUUUAGUUGUUGAUGAGGCACAUUGUAUAAUUGACUGGGGGGAUGACUUUAGACCAAAGUUCAAACAGAUAGCUGAACUUAGAGCUGUUAUGGACUGCCAAGUUAUUGCAUUGUCAGCCACAGUCACAAAGCUAGGCCAAGAGGCAAUCAAAUCAAAUCUGUUGAUGAAAUACUGUGAAACUGUAUCCACCAGUCCAGCUAAGGAAAACAUUUCAUUUAUCAAAGUUAAAAGACCAAGCCCACAUGCUAAAGGGAAUACAGCCAACACACCUUAUGAUUAUAUCUUCAAACCAGUUCUUGAGGAGUUAAAAAUAAAGCUUGGCUCAUUCCCAAUUACAAUAAUCUAUUGUAAGUCUAUGCAGGGGAUUGGAUAUUGCUAUGAGCUGGCAAGAAGGUAUCUGGAAAACAAUUUUUAUGAAGAGGUCAGGAAUAUUUAUGAUGAAUUUGUAAUACAGCAACUUUCCUUUUCCAGAGAAAAAGGUGAGAUGUCUUUAUAA